Molecule: messenger RNA, 672 nt
Organism: Striga asiatica
Lineage: Eukaryota; Viridiplantae; Streptophyta; Magnoliopsida; Lamiales; Orobanchaceae
Source: the annotation of a GenBank genome assembly
AUGGCUGUCCCAUAUCGUGGAGGACUCAUUUCCGGAUUACUCCCUCGACGGAAAAUUCCCGUCGGGAAACCGGUCCGCGCCGCCGCCGCCGCCUCUGGCGGCGGAGUGCUUCUCAACUCCGGUUCAGACCAAGGCCCGAACGAAGCGGGCCCGUACGGGAGUCCGAGUCCGGCCCGUUCUCUCCCCUUCCUUUGCCGAGUCAGCUACCUCGUCCUCUUCCUCAGCCUCCUCUGCCACAUCGUCCUUACCGCCGAGCAAGAGAAGGGCGAGGACGGCUGCCGGAGGCGGAGCCGCAGCGGCGCAGAGGAGGUGCACUCACUGUGGAGUCACCAGGACGCCGCAGUGGCGGGCCGGGCCGUGCGGGCCGAAGACGCUCUGCAACGCCUGUGGGGUGAGGUACAAAUCGGGCCGGCUGCUGCCGGAGUACAGGCCCGCGUGCAGCCCGACUUUCUCGAUGGAGCUGCACUCGAACAACCACCGGAAAGUGAUGGAGAUGCGGAGGAUGAAGGAGGUGGAGACGGAAGGGACCGGCCUGCCGCCGCCGGUUCAGAGUUUCUGAAGUGGCUUUGUAAAAGGGCCAAAAAGGAAAAGGAAAAGAAAAGCAGUUUAAAGGGAGAAGGGACUAGGGAGAUUUCAAAUUUUAAUUAUAUCCGUAAUAUGUCUGUAGAUUAG